GCCCCCUGGCGAAGUUGGCUACAUUGUAGCGAGCCGCGAGCGCAGGCUGCUUCUUUCGCCGCCGCCGCCGCCAUGGGAGCCGAGCCGCCCCGCCUGGCCCGCCAGCUGUUCCUGCGGGGCUUGGCCGCCGUCUACGUCGCCGCCUUCGCCUCGCUCUACGUCCAGGUCCCCGGCCUCUACGGAAAGGAUGGCAUCCUGCCCGCCCGGAAGGUGCUUCGCUUCAGCGGCAAGGGCUUCUGGGAGCAGCUGCGCGACUCGCCCACCCUGCUGUGGCUGGGGCCACGCCUGGGACUGGACACGGAGCAGGGCCUGGAACUGCUCUGCCUGCUGGGGACGCUGCUCUCCUUUGGGGCCCUGAUCCUGGAGCCUCUGCGAGACAGCCUGGUCUUCCUGGCCCUAUGGGCGUUCUACCUCUCCGUUUAUCAGGUCGGACAGGUCUUCCUGUAUUUCCAGUGGGACAGCCUCUUGCUGGAGACGGGCUUUCUGGCAGUGCUGGUGGCCCCGCUUCACCUGCUCAAGUGGCGCACAACGGCCUGGCGGCCGCACGACGGAGUGACCUUUUGGCUGUUGCGCUGGCUGCUCUUCCGCCUCAUGUUCGCCUCGGGGGUGGUGAAGCUAACCAGCCGCUGCCCCACCUGGUGGGGGCUCACAGCUUUAACCUACCACUACGAGACCCAGUGCAUCCCCACGCCGGCCUCGUGGUUCGCCCACCAGCUGCCUGUCUGGUUCCAGAAGUUCAGCGUGGUGGCCACUUACGUCAUCGAGAUAGCCAUCCCGGCGCUCUUCUUCGCUCCUCUGCGACGCCUCCGCCUCUUUGCCUUCUACAGCCAGGUCCUCCUGCAGCUUCUCAUCAUCGCCACGGGGAACUACAACUUCUUCAACCUUCUCACCAUCGUGCUAAGCUUCUCCCUGCUGGAUGACGAACACUUGGGGAUGUGGCUGGGCCACGGCCGGAAGAAAACGGCAGCCGCUUGGCCACCCAGCUUGGCGUCCGUCAUGUCCCUUCUGUCCGAACUGGGCGCUUAUGGCUUGCUGGUCUACUGGACAGCUCUUUACUUCGACCUGAAGGUCAACUGGGAGAAGAAGCUGAUUGAGUCCAAGGCAGCUUUCACCUACCACGAGUUCAUGCUGUGGUUGCGGAUGGUGACCCUCCCUCUGGCGGCCAUCGGACUUGCCUCUCUGGUCUGGGAGAUCCUUCAGGCUGGGUACAGGAGUGCUUGCACCCGUGGCUUUUUCUGGAAGCUCUGGAGCGCCACCCAGUGGGCCAUCUUCGCCACUGCGGCUCUCGGAAUGUUUACCAUCAGCCUAGUCCCCUUCACCUACAUUGAGUACGAGUCGAACGGGAAGCUCUGGCCCAGCGUCCACCAGCUCUUCAGCGCUGUCGACCGCUACCAACUCGCCAACUCCUACGGUCUCUUCCGGCGGAUGACGGGGGUCGGCGGGCGUCCCGAGGUGGUCUUGGAAGGCAGCUAUGACAAGGAAACGUGGACGGAGAUUGAGUUCAUGUACAAGCCGGGCAACGUCAGCGCUGCCCCCCCUGUGGUGACCCCGCACCAGCCGCGCCUCGACUGGCAGAUGUGGUUUGCCGCCCUGGCUCCCCAAGCGCACAGCCCCUGGUUCACAGGCUUCGUCUACCGCCUCCUACAGGGCAAGAAAGAAGUGAUCCAUCUUGUGCAGGUGGACGACUCCAAAUACCCCUUCAGCUCCAAACCCCCAACCUACAUCCGGGCUCAGUUGUACAAAUACUGGUUCACGGACGCCGGCCAGGAUUGGUCCCUCCCUCAGCGGUGGUGGAGGCGGCAGUGGCAGGAGGAAUUCUACCCGGCCGUCUUCCUCGGCGACCCCGUCCUGGACAACCUCUUGGUCCAACAUGGGCUUAAGGACAAGGCCUCCCCGAAGAGGGCCUCGGCUGCCCCGCUAUCGACGGCCCUGCAGCAAGUUCGAGAGUACCUCCACCCGUACAGCGGCCCGGCCGUCAUCUGGUCCCUGUACCUCACGGGGGCUGCCAUUUGCCUCCUGAGAGCGGCGGGGGGCUGGCUGCUGGCGGGGGGCGCCCCCAGCGGGCCUGGGAAGCCCAAGGGCACCAAGCGGGCAGAAGUGGACACCGGGGCCGGAGGAGACCAGGCGGCCGCCAGCGAAAAGAACGGGCAAGUGAGGAGGAAGGAGGCGGCAGCAGCGGAGAAGUCCAGGGGCCUGGCCGAGCCCCCCACAGACGGACCCCGCAACGUCAAGAAGAAGAAAUAAUAAUAGGUGCUGUUCCUGGAGGGGUGCCCCAUUCUGUGCCCCCAAUCCCACCUUCCAGGGGCUGACGGUUGCUCCCACAGGGCCCUGCCGCUUUCGGCCAGAAACGCCCGCAGAUUUUUGGGGUGCGGGUCUCUUUGGGGAUCUCUCUUGACCCUCGCUCCCCGCUCCUCCUCCUGCUUGGGGGGCUCUGCUUCACCUGCACAGGGCUUUCGGGUCUGGGGGCCUGUUGAACCUUUUCCUUUCCCUGCACCCCAAAGCUUUUCCCAGAUGCCGCCCAUGGAGUGGCACAGGCCCCCCAAAGCCCUUCCCAAGGCGAAGGACGAGGCUGUUCUAGGCUAAACAAAAGGCCUCUUUGGCCUCUUAAGACACCUCUGCACCCCCCCCCAAAAAACCCCUCUUUUAUUUGAUGCUGCUUAUUGAACGCGGUUUCAUUUUUUGGGAUCUUCCUGCUCCUCACGAGGAGCUGGAUGCCUGAAAACCAGGUGCGGGGAGAGUAUGUAUCCCCCCCCCCAAAAAAAUCUUCAUUUUUAGAUAAAAAAAAUCUCUGGAUUUUUGGCUCUGCUGCUGGAGCUGGCAUUGGGGGCGAAAGUCUGCUGGUCUUGGUGUGGGGGAUUUACAAGGGAGCUCCCCCCCAGGGGAAAACCCUUUCUCUCUUGCUGAGCGCUGUUGUGGGGUGGUGGGUGCCCCCCCCCAAAAAAGAGGGGCAGCAGAAGUGGCCGCCUUGCCUCGACUCGCAAACUUCUUUCUGGGCCAGCCCCUCCCCCUAUUUUCCUGGCCCUUGCCUUGACCUCAAUUGUGCCUCCCUUCCCCCCUCCACCUGGGGGGCAGGUGAGAUUGGCUUUGCCGCCCCCGCCCCUGUGCUGCCCUCUAGUGGGAGGGCCCUGAACAGCAACCUCGGUGGGCCUGUUGCCUCUAGCAGAUGCCCCCCACCCCGAAGGAAGGAGGUGCGCUCCCGGCGCCCAGAGACAGAGUGAUCUAUAAUUUUCUAAAUAAAGCCUUUACAUUCCA
Messenger RNA from Podarcis raffonei (Aeolian wall lizard), 3252 nucleotides. It is a transcript of the gene LMF2, whose product is annotated as lipase maturation factor 2. Gene Ontology annotation, cellular component: endoplasmic reticulum membrane. Bases 73 to 2244 code for a protein of 723 amino acids. The transcript has 14 exons. Lineage: Eukaryota; Metazoa; Chordata; Lepidosauria; Squamata; Lacertidae. The record is from RefSeq and is a predicted model, not a curated record. Gene Ontology annotation, biological process: protein maturation.